Miscanthus lutarioriparius is the source of this 696-nucleotide messenger RNA. Lineage: Eukaryota; Viridiplantae; Streptophyta; Magnoliopsida; Poales; Poaceae. The record is from the annotation of a GenBank genome assembly.
AUGGUCAGUCUAUCAAGACAUCUUAGUGGCUGGGAAAAUUCGACUUUUGGCAAUGUGAAGAGAGGGCUAAAAGGGAUGAAGGAGCUAGAACGGCUCCGAUCGGAUCCACUAAGAAUGGGCCCGUCCUAUGAAAAAAUCAAGAUUGUGGACAGAUUAGUGGAGUUAAAUCACCGUGAAGAAAUUAUGUGGAAGCAGAGAUCCCGCAUUAACCGGCUUGCCGAGGGUGACAAAAAUACUCGCUUCUUCCACAUACAGGCAACUCAGCGAAGGAGGAGAAAUAAGAUCUCUAGACUGAAACUUGGAGAUGGUAGUUUUACUGAAGAUGAGGAGGUAAUGGUGUCCAUGACGAUGGAUUUUUACAAGACUCUGUACACGGCAGAAGGGACAGCAGACACUGAUGAACUCCUUCAUACGGUGCUGACCAAGGUGACAGGGGCGAUGAACAACAUGUUGUUGAAACCGAUUAGCUCUGAGGAGGUGAAGAACACGUUGUUUCAAAUGUUCCCAACUAAAGCUCUGGGCCCGGAUGGAUUCCUAGCACACUUUUUCCAGAGACAUUGGGAUCUCUGUGGAGAGGAGGUCACUGCAGUGGUUCUGCGUGUCCUGAGGGGAGAUGAUGAUCUAGCAAGGAUUAAUAAUACGAAUAUUGUCCUUAUCCCUAAAGUGGAGAAACCGGAAGAGCUAGGACAAUUUUAG